ACUUAAAUGCACUGCAGCAUCCAGCAGGUUCUGUCUCUCUGCAUCCUGUUCUCUUGCGCCUGCUCGCCUCUGUCUCUCUCUCUCCCUCUCUUUCUUUUUCAUUCCACUGCUCUCCGUCCACAGUGUCCGUGCAUCCGUCUGUCCCGGCACAGAAUCUCUCCAUAUUCCUCUCUCCUGUCAUCUCAAACUUCCAGCAUAUAGACAGACGUCUUCAGCCCCUGCAAAUUCUGCCAGGCCCAGUCCGUCUGCAGAGCACAAUCGCCCAACUCAGCGUCCAGGAUGGAUGUUCUAAUGAAGGGAUUCUCUAUGGCCAAGGAAGGAGUGGUGGCCGCCGCUGAGAAAACUAAAGCUGGAGUCGAAGAGGCAGCUCUCAGGACCAAAGAAGGAGUCAUGUAUGUGGGCAACAAGACAAAGGAGGGAGUGGUGUCAGGCGUAAACACAGUUGCCCAGAGGACCACCGACCAGGCGAAUAUUGUCGGUGAAACAGCAGUAGGCAGCGCUAAUGAAGUUGGACAGAAGACAGUAGAGGGACUGGAGAACGUGGGUGCAUCAACCGGCCUGGUCAACCCGGAUGAGGCUUUAUAUGAGGGCGACUUCUCUCAUGGGGGCAUGGAAGGAGGUGACGGUGGAGAGGGUUAUUAAUCCCGAAGCCCGAAGCUGAAACGGUCCCCUCUCUUCCCUCUGACUCUCCACCUCUGAGUUUCUGCUCCAAAGCCUCGCCCCUUCCAGACUCCAGAUGUUACUGAUAUUUUUUUGUGACUGUAUGGAAAACCAGAGACUUUCCCUGAGCCCUGUAGCCGUUAGAUGUGUGACGCUUCCCCGCCUCCCCAUCUGUGGUGUCGUCAUGCUGUUCUCUAGUGUUAUUGUCAUUCCUCUACCUGUCCGCACCUCAUCUAAAACACAUACACUCAUACAGUACAUACACAAAAAAUGGACAGGAACCGUGAAGCCCAGAGGCUGAUAUCAGAGGUCGAGGUGGUCUUUUAGGAGCAUGGCUGGAAAAAAAAAAGGAAAAAAAGAUACCCGCAUGACCAGAAAUGUAAGAAAAGCAAUACAUCUCAUUUCAUCAGGGCAUGUAGCAAUGUGCGUCUGGAUCUUUGUGAGAUCGUAGCCAUGUUUCAAUUUAUUUAGUCUUGAAAAUGCUGCAAUGUACGCAAUGACAAGUUGUGUGUACAUUAAGAGAUACAUUACAUUCCUUUAGUUCUGUAUGUGUGCAGAAUAGAGUUUCGUGUGCUUGACCAAUAGACUUAUCGUGUGAUUUGUUAGAGUAAGAACAAAUAUGUUUAUUCACAAAAUGUGAACACAUACUGUAUACAUAGAUACUGUAAAACAAAAAACGAUUAUCCGUAUUGAUGUAGCUGUGCUAGACUUGCAUUUCGUCAUUAGCUUGUACACCUGAGAUUUGGUUCCGGUUGGGCUGAAUGAGGUUCUGCUAGGACAAGGAGCUUUUCGAUGUUACAGAAAGAGAUCAAAUCUUCCAGCACAUCCUGUUUUGUCCCGAUUUUGUUGCAAUGCAUGUGAAGUCGGUGUGCGAUCAUGAAUUUGUGAUGCCCGCAAUGUUAAAGCAAUACUACAGCACCAUUGCAAGGUUUGUCAUUGGUCUGUUCUGUAGCACUGUGCUGUGCUGACUCUAGGCACUGUGUUUUACAAAGGGAAUGCUAAGAAGUGUAAAACUGUCUUCAUCUUCAUUCAGCCUAGCCGUUAUGGCCACCCAAACCCCGCCCCUGUCCUGUCACUCAGCGGUGUGUUCAGAUCCACCCCAGGCUUGUGUCUGCUGUAGGUAACUAGGACAAAGCUAUCAAACAUCGCAGUUUGUUCUUUCUUUGAAGCCACAAAAAACUGAAGACUGCAUGUUGCCUUAUCAGCACUCCUAUAUUCACUUACACACACACACACACUCACACACACAAAGCUGAUCAAAACACAAAAACACACUCUUCUCAAGCUUUCUUUCUUUGAGCCUUUCUCUUUUUGCUCUCUCCUGAAACACACACACACACACACACACACAAAUGUCCCACAUACCUUUUACGUUGGCAUCAAAGCAGGCAAGCUGAUUUUAUAAACUGUAUAAGUGAAAUAAAGAGUUUUGUUGAAAUCUAUAA
Labeo rohita (rohu) is the source of this 2105-nucleotide messenger RNA. RefSeq names its product synuclein, gamma b (breast cancer-specific protein 1) (gene sncgb). The transcript is spliced from 6 exons. Gene Ontology annotation, cellular component: neuronal cell body; axon terminus; cytoplasm. The record is from RefSeq and is a predicted model, not a curated record. Lineage: Eukaryota; Metazoa; Chordata; Actinopteri; Cypriniformes; Cyprinidae. Bases 280 to 642 code for a protein of 120 amino acids. Gene Ontology annotation, biological process: chemical synaptic transmission; synaptic vesicle endocytosis; synapse organization. Gene Ontology annotation, molecular function: cuprous ion binding.